UUUAGCAGCAGACAUGAUCCACAGUGGUGUUCCAGCUGCUUCCAGUUCCCUGUGAAGCGGGCCGGAAUACCGUGUGACUCCUCCGGACCGAGCCUCUUCUGCACAGAGCCGUAUCUGGACCGAACCUCUUCCGGACCGAGCGUCCUCCAGACAGAACCUGCUCUGGACAGAGCCUCCUCCGGACCGAACUUCCCCAGGACCGAGCCUCGCGCAGCAGGAUGUGCUGAUCGCCGCGCUCUCUGCAGAACAAUGAUCUCCGUGGUCUCCUCUGGGGAGGGGGCCGCCAGGGGGACGGGGACUCCGGCUCCGAACCUUUCCCAGCGGAUCAGGAAGGUGUUCAGCAGGGACAUCCUGGUGAACCUGGCCCUGGGUCAGGUCCUGUCCUUAUUGGUCUGUGCCAUCGCUCUGACCAGCAAGUACCUGGCUGAUGACUUCCAUGCUCAAACGCCGGUGUUCCAGAGCUUUCUCAACUACAUCCUGCUGUUCCUAGUCUACACCACCACCUUAGCAGUCAGGCAAGGUGAAGGGAACAUGUUGGCCAUUCUGAGGCAGCGCUGGUGGAAGUACAUGAUUCUGGGUGUGAUAGACAUCGAAGCCAACUACCUGGUCCUUAAGGCGUACCAGUACACCUCCUUGUCCACCAUCCAGCUGUUGGACUGUUUUGUUGUCCCAGUGGUCUUGGUUCUGUCCUGGCUUUUCCUCUUGGUGAGGUACAAGACUGUCCACUUUGCUGGGGUGGGGUUGUGUCUCCUCGGUACCGGCUGUAUGGUGGGAGCUGAUGUCCUACUGGGUCGGCAGCAAGGCCUGGGAGGUCAGAUGUUGUUUGGAGAUCUUCUGGUCCUUGGUGGAGCAGCAUUGCAUGGCAUCUCCAACGUCUGUGAGGAGUUCAUCGUCAAGAACUUUAACCGAGUGGAGUUCCUCGGCAUGAUUGGACUCUUUGGAUCUUUCUUCAGCGGCAUUCAGCUGGCCAUCAUGGAACAUAAAGAACUGCUCAGACUGCCCUGGGAUUGGCAAAUAGGUCUUCUUUACGUUGGCUUCAGUGCCUUCAUGUUCGGCCUGUACAGCUUCAUGCCCAUGGUGAUGAAGAGGACAAGCGCUACCUCAGUCAGCCUCUCUCUGCUCACAGCCAACCUGUACAGCCUCUUCUGUGGACUCCUCCUCUUUAACUACAAGUUCUCUGGACUCUAUCUGCUGUCCUUCUUCAUCAUCAUCUUGGGGCUGCUCGUGUACUCCUCCUCAUCCACCUACGUGGUCCAGGACCCACGAGUCUACAAGCAGUUUGGACACACAGGAGUUCAGCCUGGCACCGAGCCGUGCCCCCUGAGUCCUGUAGACCUGGAGCCCUCCGUCACCUUCACCAGCCUGGGACUUGAGCCAGAGGAUGAGCUUCCUGUCCGAGGACCAUAAGAAGAUCUGGGAUGGAGCUCAAGGAAGAUCAGUUAGCCAGGACAGCCAGAUUUCUGUCAGGAAAUAAAUCUGGCUGUGUUGUCCUUUCAGGUUUAGUCAAAUGCAGUGAUUGUUGAGGCUGAACUGAAGCUGAUCAGAGACUUUAGGAGAUAAACAUCGUGGAAAGAAAUGCUCCUUUUGAUAAUCAGCAAUGUUUAAUAUGCUCAGAAGUGGAUUCAUUUAAUUUCUAAUCAUCUGACUGAUGUGCUCAGAUUUAGUUCAUUUCUCAUGUGUUGGGACUUCUGUACCUCUACUCUGGUAAAAAUAUAUUAACUCCCACCUUCUUCUGCUUUCGGACGUAGUCUUUCUUUCUCAUGUUUCAUUCUGACUGUGUUUUUCUGAAAUUUCUUCUCCUUUUCUCAAAACAGCAAAAUCAAAAUACAAAAUAUAACCUGCAGUACAAAACCUCUGACUAAACACAACUGAUCCAAAACUAUUUCAUCUUUACUCUGAGGUCAGAUAACACAUAAACAUAAGUUUUACUGCAGUCUGGACAGAUCAUUCUACAGAUUCCUGCAUUUAUCCACACAGAUAUCAUGCUGAGGACAUUUCUGUGGCAGGGUGAAGGAAAGGGGAGGUUGGUUGAAGUUAACCUGAGAUAUUCUGUGACUGCUUCAUUUGACAUAAUGAUCCACCUGCAACACAUCCUGAAAUGUUACCAAUUCAGUUCCAUUUAAUUCAGCUAUACUAGUACAGCAUCAUGUCACAACAAGAGUCUUCUCUUUCAAAAGAAAAACUGAGAAGAUUUUUAUUACAAUUCAAUUAAUUGUAAUUUAUGUUUUUAAAAAAAUGAAUCAUAUUUGUUAUAAUGCUCAUUAAACCAACAGAUUGC
This is a messenger RNA of Melanotaenia boesemani (Boeseman's rainbowfish), 2278 nucleotides long. It is a transcript of the gene slc35f1, whose product is annotated as solute carrier family 35 member F1. Gene Ontology annotation, biological process: transmembrane transport. The coding region runs from base 250 to 1407 and encodes 385 amino acids. Lineage: Eukaryota; Metazoa; Chordata; Actinopteri; Atheriniformes; Melanotaeniidae. The transcript has 8 exons. The record is from RefSeq and is a predicted model, not a curated record. Gene Ontology annotation, molecular function: transmembrane transporter activity. Gene Ontology annotation, cellular component: membrane.